Parnassius mnemosyne (clouded apollo) is the source of this 3529-nucleotide messenger RNA. NCBI's taxonomy places the organism in Eukaryota, Metazoa, Arthropoda, Insecta, Lepidoptera, Papilionidae. The record is from the annotation of a GenBank genome assembly.
AUAGGGAAAAAUAAAAUAAAUGUUGAUGAAAUAGAAUUCAGGUGUAAUCAAUUUCAUCAAUUCUUUAAUUAUUUUAAGAAAACUAAGAUAUAGAAAACGGAAAUGGCCUUUAGUGAAGUUUGUAGAAUUUGUUUAAGCGUUAAUAUAUGCAUGUUUGUGCUAAAGAAGACUGGCCUUCAAAAUUUGUAUAAGACAUUGACGAACAGUUUUAUGGAUGAGAAUGAGGAUCCCAUAAUUGUCUGUUUGACCUGUCAUGCAAGACUCAUUCGUUGCAGAAGAUUACAACAACAGGCUAUUGACUCAAAUGCAGUUCUGAAGCAGUUGCUUGCAGGAGGAUCCAUGGUAUUAUCCAUUCCAUCCAUUAAAAGAAAGGAGAAUGUUUUUUCUAGUGCAAAGUUAAGUUUGUCCUUCAAUCCAACUUAGUUUUUUGUUAGGUAGAGCAAUAUUCUAUAUUUUAUAAAUAGUGUCCGACCGAAACCGAAAAUGAACCUUCGGUCUGGGUGUCAUGUAAUUUUUUUUUAUUGUAUACUGAAAUCUGGUAUAUUUUAUGCAUAUACAGAUAGCUAAUGCAUGUUAAUGAAAAACAGUAAUUGUAAUUGUCAUGUAGCAAUAUAUUUAUUAAUUUUAAAGUAAUAAUCAACAAUUUGAAGUUAAUAAAUAAUUUUUUAAGUCAAUUUUGUAAAAAAAUCCACACUUAUUACAUGGUAGAACCAUGCUGCAGCUAUAUUAGUAGUAUAGUUGUAGCACAAAUGGGUUGGCUCCACUGGGGAAGGACCACGCUCUCACAGAAUACUAGCGUAAAUAGCAGCUUAACACUGCUGUGUUUCGUAUGGUGCGUGUAGAGAACUGGAAACCUUUUUUACUGGAAAAAGGGCAUUCCAUAUUAGUCCUCACGGGUGACAACGCAUCUGCAUUUUGAUUCUUUUUUGAGGAUAGAUGUGGAUGUCUAUAGGUCACAGCAACCACUUACCAUCAGGUGGACUGUGUGCUCGUUUGUCACCUUAUCCUAUAUUUAAAAAAAACUUACAUCCACAAAAAGUUACUUGCUAAUUGAGAAUAUAUUUUAUUGGGUUCACAAUAUUGUAUCUUUUCAAAAUUGUAUCCAUUUACAUCAAUACAUUGCUGCAUCCGAUGGAACCAAUGAGAAAAGCACUUUGCCCACUCGUCCUUAGGGGUCUCUUCGACGGCAUUUUGAAACGCAGCCACUGCUUCCUCGGCGUCCAUUAAACGUUUUCCUCGAAGUUUUUCUUUUAUUUUCGGAAAUAAAUAAAAAUCGCAAGGUGCGAGAUCGGGUCUAUAAGGCGGGUGACCUAAUAUUUCUACGUCUGACUUUGUCAAAUAAUCUAUUGAAAGGAGGAUCUUACUGCGAGGUCGUUUUUGCCGAACUUUUUCCAAGACAAGUGGCAAACAAUUGUUAGUGUAUAACUCUGCAGUAACUGUUUUUCGAUCGUCUAAAACAAUUGUUGCGUAUUGACCUGUCCUUCCGAAGAACAAGGCCACCAUCUUCUUUCCCACGCUUCGACCUCUCUUUAAUUUAGUUGAAAACUCCUCGGAAGGAAACACCCAGGCAGCAGACUGUCUCUUAGUUUCAGGAUCAUAACAAUAAAUGCAGCUUUCGUCACCCGUAAGUAAGUCGAACACAGCAUUUGAGUCACCUCCGUUAAAUCUUUGAACCAUUUCACGACACCAAUCAACACGACGGAGUUUUUGAGCCUCUGUCAAAUUAUGAAGUAUCCACCGGGCACAAAGCUUCCUAGCCGCUAAAUGUUCAUGGAGGAUUUUGUAAACUUAACUCAUACCGAUGCCUAACUUGUCCGAAUCUGCUGAUAAGUCACUCUUUUGUCAGUCUCUAUCAUACGCCGCACAACAUUGAUGUUAUCUUCAGUCGUCGCCGUCCCUCACACAGAUCAUCGGUGAGAUUAGUGCGACCACGUUUAAACUCAUUAAACCACUUGUAAACAGUGGCACGAGAUGGGGCUUCAUCGUGAAAGGCCAAUUGAAGUCUAUCAUAACUUUCUUGUUAACUUAAAUGACAUCGAAAGACAUAAAAAAUAUUUUUUCGCGUUAUAUUCAUGCUGACGUGACAGACAAUUUUCAAUUUGCCGCCAAAUAGUAAAGAAAUGAAAAAUUAUUAAAAUACAUACACAAUAAUAUUGGCAGAGUUCCAUUUCCAAAUUUGAACUUAUUUUUUAAUAUAUCGUUUACAAGUGGCCAGUUCUAAAAACUUUCAGUGUCACCCUCGUAAGUCUUAUCAAAGCAUGUUUGGUAGGAUAGAUCUAUUGGGUAGAUCCUUAGAACGAAAGAAAAGGGGCCUUGCUGAUUCAACUUCGCCCAUGUUUAUAUUAAUCUGCGCUACACCUCUGAUUGUAAGCUGUUAUUUAAAAAAAAGUUCCGCUGAGUUUCUUGCUGGUUCUUCCAAGGACAGACAUCUUUUUUUCGAACCAGUGGUAAUUAUACAAAAGAGUGACUUUCAAUAAGUAUUAAUUACAAUCUAUUUUGAAUAAAAGUUUGUUUCUGUAUAAUUAUGAAUAAUAUGCGAGUCACGAACUCAUCCGAACGAUGCACGAUAAUCCACGAACACUGAGUUUCGGCGCCAGCGAAGGUUUGGCAGAUUUUUUGCCGAAACCGAAACUAUUACCGAAACUAGAUUUUUUUGCCGAAACCGAAUCUUCGGUUGGUCUCUAUUUAUAAAUUUCAGUAAGUUAUGUAUUUAUUAUGACAAAAAUAAUUAUUAAACUGUUUAUACUGUUAUAUAUUAGUCUAUUGUAUAUAAACGAAAUAUAAUCAAAUAUGAAAUAAAGAUAGAUCUUUGUCAAUUUAUGGCAUUUGUGAAUCUAAAUAGAAAAUUUUUUGAGACUAGAUUCUUGGGAUGGAUGAACUUUUACAUUCAUACUCAAGUUUAUUGGGAACCCUCACUUUGGUCCGGUUUUUAUUAUUAUUUGAAGUUGUUGUCAGGAAGAUGAUCCUCCUCCAUCUCCUGUUUUCUUUUCCCUCUGUCCCUUUUUACGACAUCUGGUUUUUUCUCUUAUUUAAAAAAAAAUUGGUUUCAGUCCAUACCAAAACCACAUGAGGCAAGAGAAGAGUUUCAAGUCACACCAGUUUAUCAUAUAGAUAUUUGGCCAGUAGAGUGUGACAUAGAACAAGAUUGUAAGGAUGAAAUUUUUAACCUUGAAUCUGUUAAAGUUGAGGAAGAGAAUUUCGAAAAUGAAAAUUCCAACUUUGAAGUAAAUGGGAAUCAUGAAACAGAGACUGCUGAAAAACAAGAAGACUUGGAGAUUGAUGCUUUUGAAGGUAUACAUACGGAUUUGGAAGACGACUUGCCACUAAUUGCACUUGGUUCAAAGACUAUAAAUGAUGACGUUGACAUAGAACAAUACAUCACACCAACAAAUCAUUUUUCAGAACCGUCUGAGAAAAUGAUUAAAUCAAAUUCUACUGACAGCAACAUAUGCGAUGUACGUAAAGAAAACCUCGAUUUGAAAAGCCCUUCUAUUAAAUCAAACCCUAAAAUGAACAAACAUUAUAAACC